AGAGUGGCUUGACCGGGGGAGCGGCUCCGGGCCCUUAAGAGCAGCCCCCACUAAUCGCUGGCGGAAUGCUCGAUCUGCGCCGCUGCUCCGGGCUGAUUGACUGCGGCUCCGAGACACGUGCUCGCUCUGCUUCGCUGGCUGGGGGGAGAGCGCUCAGGGCCGCGUCCAGCCUUCUGUCCUGCAUUCCGUGUCAGUCCUCAGCUGGGCACAGACGCACACACAGCCCCGGCCCAGCCUCGCCCUCUCCGACCCAAUGGCCCAGCUCCAGGCUCGGUUCUUCACCGAGAACCACAAGUAUGUAGUAGAUGAUGUUCCAUUCUCUAUCCCAGCAGCCUCUGAAAUUGCUGACCUCAGUAACAUCAUCAAUAAAUUGCUGCAAGCUAAACAUGAGGACCACAAAUAUGUGGAGUUUGAUUUCCUUGUCAAGGGCCAGUUCUUGCGUAUGUCGCUGGUCAAACACAUGGAAGCGGAAAACAUCUCAACAGAGGAAGUGGUGGAAAUAGAAUAUGUGGAGAAGUACACAGCACCACAACCCGAGGAAUGCAUGUUCCAUGACGACUGGAUCAGUUCUAUUGAAGCUACAGAAGAAUGGAUCUUGACUGGCUCUUAUGAUCAGACCUCUCGAAUCUGGUCUUUAGAAGGAAAAUCCAUCAUGACAAUUGCUGGGCACACAGAGGUGGUGAAAGAUGUGGCAUGGGUGAAAAAAGAUAGUUUGUCAUGCCUGCUACUCAGUGCCUCUCUGGAUCAGACUAUCCUGCUGUGGGAGUGGAAUGUAGAGAGGAACAAAGUGAAAGCCCUUCACUGUUGUAGAGGACAUGCUGGAAGUGUGGACUCUAUAGCAGUUGACUGCACAAGAACUAAAUUCUGCAGUGGAUCUUGGGAUAAGAUGUUAAAGAUCUGGUCUGCAGUGCCUACAGAUGAAGAGGAUGAAAUAGAAGAAGCAGCAAACAGACCAAGGAAGAAGCAGAAAAUUGAACAGCUUGGACUAACCAGGACUCCCAUUGCAACUCUUUCUGGCCAUACUGAAGCCAUCUCCUCUGUGCUGUGGUCAGAUGCUGAAGAAAUUUGUAGUGCAUCAUGGGAUCAUUCAAUUAAAAUAUGGGAUGUGGAGACAGGAGGUCUCAAAUCAACUUUGACCGGAAACAAAGUGUUUAAUUCUAUCUCCUACUCACCAUUGUGUCGGCGUCUAGCAUCUGGGAGUACUGACAGACACAUUAGAUUAUGGGAUCCCCGCACUAAAGAUGGUUCCUUGGUACUCCUCUCUUUGACCUCUCACACUGGCUGGGUGACAUCUGUGAAGUGGUCUCCCACACAUGAGCAACAGCUAAUCUCAGGUUCUCUAGACAACGUUGUCAAGAUUUGGGACACAAGGAGUUGCAAGGCUCCUCUCUAUGAUUUGGCUGCUCAUGAAGACAAGGUUUUGUGUGUGGAAUGGACAGAAGCAGGGUUGCUGUUGAGUGGAGGGGCAGACAACAAGCUAUAUUCCUAUAGAUAUUCAGCAACAACCUCUGAUGUUGGAGCAUGAAAAUGAAUGGCAAGAAGAUUUUAGAGGUUACUUUCCAGUAGCCCUAACCUGUUGGAAGUUUUUAGAUAACGUACAGUUCAGCAUCUGAAGAAAACAGCCUCCUAGAAAAAAUGUCUGCUUCUACUUUGUACCAGAAAGCAGCCCUUUCUGGUUUUUGUAUUAUAGCAACAUGUAUAUGUAUUUAUAACAGAAAGACAGAACCACCAAGCAACCUCACACUUAUCUGGUCUGAUACUGAAAUCAAACAAUUGUCCCCUUUUCUCUCAUAAGGACUAUAUAAAGAACAUUGGAGUUUACUUUUAAUAGUGUUACUGAGAUUGCUAGACAAAUUACUCACUAGACUAAAUUAUUUUGUAUUAAUUCACGUUUUUUUAUAAAGCUUUUAUCUAUAAAGUUCAGUAUAUUAUGGUCUGAGCUCAAGUAGGUACUUGAGUUACACAAUUUUCAGUUGCUUCAGUGGGGGCUGGAGGUGCUUAUUAGCUCAAGAUUCACCCCUCACCCCUGAACAAUGUCUGAUCCUGCUUCCACUGAAAGAAAUGGAAUUAAGAUAAGGUUCUUAAUAGGGUUGUGAUGCAAAUUAUGUCACCAUUAUAGUUUCAAGGUGUUCUCUCUUGAUUUUAUUGGCAAAUGGAAUAUUUUGAUUCCUGUCAUUCAUAAGUUAAAGUGGUGUAAAUGUACACUUUAAAAAAAAAUUACUGGCUGAUAUUGAAAAAAUGCUCAAUUCAUUAGCCAGAUUAACAUACUAAACAGUAAUGCAUUAAUGGAAUAUCCAACUGCUAAGGAAACCCUUAUUGUGCAAUAUAGGGUGCCCAGUCCAAACAAACUAAGUACCCAUUGGCAAAAAGACUGCAGACAAAGCAAUGUUUUAUCAGAUCCAUUUAUUGUAACUGUCUAUUCUGAGCUGUAU
Messenger RNA from Mauremys mutica (yellowpond turtle), 2432 nucleotides. It is a transcript of the gene WDR12, whose product is annotated as WD repeat domain 12. Bases 254 to 1525 code for a protein of 423 amino acids. The record is from RefSeq and is a predicted model, not a curated record. Gene Ontology annotation, molecular function: protein binding. Gene Ontology annotation, cellular component: preribosome, large subunit precursor; PeBoW complex. NCBI's taxonomy places the organism in Eukaryota, Metazoa, Chordata, Testudines, Geoemydidae. The transcript is spliced from 13 exons. Gene Ontology annotation, biological process: ribosome biogenesis; maturation of 5.8S rRNA from tricistronic rRNA transcript (SSU-rRNA, 5.8S rRNA, LSU-rRNA); maturation of LSU-rRNA from tricistronic rRNA transcript (SSU-rRNA, 5.8S rRNA, LSU-rRNA).